AUGCGCCAUCAUCUGAUGGUGGGUACCUGGACACCACCAGGGGCCAUCUACACCAUCGAAUUUGACGAUGAAGCUCUUACCUUAAAAUUGCUCAAGAAAACCGAAAUAGCGCAUGAUGAGCCUAUCUCUUGGAUGACCUUUGAUCAUGCGAGAAAGAACAUAUAUGGAGCGUCUAUGAAGACGUUCUCCAGCUACACCGUGAAAAGUCCCACCGACAUAGUCCACCAUGCUUCACAUCCUAUCAGGGGACACCCCUCCGCCUCGAGCGAGGAAUCGAACACAAGAGCCAUCUUCCUCCUAGCAGCGAAGAAGCCGCCAUACAAUGUCUACGGCAACCCGUUCUACAAGUUCGCAGGCUACGGCAAUGUCUUCUCCGUGAACAGCGAAGGUGGAAUGGAAGCCAACAUACAAAACUACGAGUACAGCCCUGAGACAGCUGUCCAUGGGAUGGUGUUCGACCCAACAGAAACCUACCUGUACUCGGCAGAUAUGUGGGGCAACAAGAUAUGGACACACAAGAAAGACAGCGAGACAGGGCAGCUCACCCUCGUCGAUAGCGUCGAUGCCCCUUCUCCCGGCGACCACCCGCGGUGGGUGGAGAUGCAUCCGAGUGGAAACUACCUAUACGCCUUGAUGGAAGCGGGGAACAGGAUCGCGGUCUAUGUAAUUGACGAACGGACACACGUGCCUGUGUUUACACAGCACACCUAUCCUCUCGUUCCUCCGGGCCUAAACCUCAAGAUGUACCGAGCUGAUGUCACUUUCCUUACUCAAAGCGGGAAGUACCUAUUCGCGACCUCCCGCGCGAACUCUUUCGACCUUACCGGCUACAUCAGCGCCUUCAGACUCAAUUCGGAGGGCAGUAUCGAGCGGCAACUAUUCCUGAACCCGACGCCGACAAGCGGCGGCCACUCGAACGCAGUCAGUCCCUGUCCUUGGACUGACGAGUGGAUAGCCUUGACGGAUGAUGAGAAGGGCGGUGUGGAGAUCUACCGCUUCCGCGAUGAGCUGCUUGCGAGAGUUGCGCGUUUGGAGGUGAAAGAUCCGGGGUUUUGUAUGAAUGCUAUUUGGUAUGACUGA
Molecule: messenger RNA, 1080 nt
Organism: Coniosporium apollinis CBS 100218
Lineage: Eukaryota; Fungi; Ascomycota; Dothideomycetes
Product: carboxy-cis,cis-muconate cyclase
Exons: 4
Coding region: 1-1080 (359 amino acids)
Molecular function (GO): 6-phosphogluconolactonase activity; protein binding
Source: RefSeq, a predicted model, not a curated record